Macrobrachium nipponense is the source of this 3908-nucleotide messenger RNA. RefSeq names its product peroxisomal ATPase PEX1-like (gene Pex1). Gene Ontology annotation, biological process: protein import into peroxisome matrix. Lineage: Eukaryota; Metazoa; Arthropoda; Malacostraca; Decapoda; Palaemonidae. Gene Ontology annotation, molecular function: ATP binding; ATP hydrolysis activity. Gene Ontology annotation, cellular component: peroxisome; peroxisomal membrane; cytosol. The record is from RefSeq and is a predicted model, not a curated record. The transcript has 5 exons. The coding region runs from base 141 to 3845 and encodes 1234 amino acids.
UGACUGCAGUGAUGUUUAUAGUUAACUGUUGGUGAGCAAUAUUCUCUUACCAGUACGGUGAAGCGUAGCUUGAAGUGAUUAAAGCAAUACUCAUAAGAAAGGUUUUGUUCUGAGGCUUGUGCACUUUUAUUAUAAAAAAUAUGCUGUCAGGAAAUUUUUCUCGUUCUGUGAUAGUGAGAGAAUGGUCAUCUCGCCACUGCUUCAUUUCUAUUCCUCGACCAUGGGCUUCCCUUACACUUCCUGUGCCAACACCUACAUUUACCCUGGAUUUAUCAGAAGAACGAAGUUUACUUUUGUCUUGGGCAGGAGAUAUGCACAAUCCAAACCCUGGCGAUGAAAAUACAGUUUUAAUAAGCAGAGAAGUUUUACGUAGAAGUGGGGUUAAUGAUGGUGAACUUGGUAUCAUAACCCAGGUUGCAGUGCCACCACCUUGCACUUCUGUUACAGUCUAUGCUGGGUCUUUAGCAGACUGGCAAGACCUAGCCCUUAAUGCUGAAGUUGCUCAGUCUGCUUUUUUGAGUCAAGUGCGUAUCUUAAGUGUAGGACAGUCCCUCCCUUUGUGGUUAGAAGGUGGGGUACAUAUCACACUGACAGUAAACCGUAUUGAUCCUCCUAACAAGUUUGGUGUCCUUCAUACUUUGACCCAGGUAGAAAUCCUUCCACCCAUUGAGCAUGAAGAAUUGGAAGAAUUUUAUCCAAUUACUUACAUUCCAUCAGAAUCAGAAUUUAUUAAAAAAGAAAAAUCUGAAGAUGAGCCACUAGAUUCAAGUAGACCAAACCAGCUGUAUUACAAUAAUGGUAAAACAGAUGAAAAAGAAUUCAAGAAUUUUGAUCAUCCCAUUGAAUCACUGAUGAAAUACAUGUCAUUCCGUUUACAGCAGGCAAGUGUUACGUCUGAGUUUACCCUGAAGAAAGAUUUUACAUAUGGUUACCGAGUGCUACCUGUACCUUUGUCCUAUGAUUUUUAUUUGAAAGAAAUAGUUAUUAACCAUCCAUCCCUUAUUGUAAUAAGUAAACAAAGUCUUGUUCAUGUUGAGCAUCAAAGUAAGAUUAGUUUCAUUGCUAGGGUAAAGAAAAUUGACUCUCCAAUGGAAAAGGCAGAGAAAGCUGCUCUUAUUCGGGAAGAUGACAGAGCAGAAAAUAAACAGCAAGUAGGCAGUAUUGCCAACUCUGAAACAUCUGAUAGAUUAUGUACUGUCAUAGUUUGGGAAAACUUGAUUGAGAAGAAAGGUGAAAGCUCAGAUUUCACUGUUUUGAGAACUCUUGCCAAAGGAAAUUCAUGCAUAGUGUCAGAUGGUCUUAGAAGGUUGCUGAAGCUGGAGAGUUUAAGUACAAUAGAGUUGAGUAGCCAUGAUGAUAAUGUUAAAACCACGCCUGUUGCCAUUGAUUUUUCACCUGUAAGAACAGACACUGAAGUCAGUAUUAGAAUUGUGCAUGAUACUUUGAAGGGAUUGUUCAGGGACCUUGUUGAUAUUUGCUGUGUAGUCAUUAAUGCAGUUACACUGGUUAGUGUGAAAGUAGCAGGUAAAACGUUAGAUGUAUUUGUUACCACAAGAAAUGGAGUACCUUUGAAACUCAGCAAGGAAUCUGUAGUGCUCUUAGAAAUGACUCAUGUGGCUGAUCCACUGAAUAUACCUCACAUUCCUAGCAGUAUAGCUGAUGUUGACAUCAAAGUCUCAGCAAAAUUCCAGUACCUUGGGAGUGAAACAGUUCUUUCUGAACUACAGCAACACAUUCUAGUUGGUGUAGGAUAUCUUGUGCAGCAGUACAAGGGUGUUCCUCAAUUUGCUUUGUUGCAUGGAAGUAAGGGUUCUGGAAAGACAAGUCUGCUAGAAACUGUUGCUCAAAAUCUUUCUAGUUUUCCAUAUUACUUUCAUUUUCAAAUUGUCAGUUUGAAGCAAUACAAAGGGAAAAAGAUGGAGACUGUAGAAAAAAAGCUGCUGCUAGUUUUUCGAGAAGCAGUUUUUCGAAGACCGUCUGUCAUUGUGUUAGACGACCUGGAUUCAUUGGUACCUUCAAAGGGAAUAGAAGAACAAAAUUUUGGACCUUUGUAUGAUCAUAUCAUGCAGAUGGUUAAUAUGCUAAAAGGUCUUUUGGAUGAUUUGCUACAAUUUUGUUUUGAAGAUGAUGACCUGUUUCCAAGUGACAACCUUAAAAAAGGAAGCGUGAUGAUAAUAGCAACAUCAUUACUUAGGAAUAGCGUGCAUCCUCUUCUUGUUAAUCCUCAAGGUUGUCACUAUUUCCCAUGCUCAUUUUCGAUUCCUCCAUUAGAACCAGAGGAACGGGUGAAGGCACUUAAUAUCAUGUUACAAGAUUGUCAUCAGAAGGGUAAAUCGCAGGGAUUAGUACUGUCACAUGAUUGUGUAGCAAAUGAUAUAGAAUUGGAAAGGAAUGGAAGUGAAAGUGAAAAUUUUGGAAUUUUUAACAAUAUUGGAACCAGUCUAGCUAUGAAACAUACUGAAAAUUUUGUACUGCCAGAUAUUAGUCAUCUUGCUCUCAGAACAUAUUUACAAGCACGGUACAGAUGGAAGAAAAAUUUCAAACAGCUGAAGUGUUGUGUUAGAUGUGGCAAUGUUAUUGUAAAUGGUGAUCAAAGUACUAUAAACUCAAAGUUAAAUUUGGCCAUAGCUGAAAACACAGAUCAUAAAGGAGCCCUACUGAUUAACAAUGAAGACUUAAAAGCGGCCCGCGAGGGAUAUGUUCCUUUAGCUUUAAGAGGUCUUGAAUUAUCACCUAAAGAAACUGGAACUGCUGUCAUGAAGGUUGGUGGAUUGGCAGAAGCAAACAGGACACUGAAAGAAAUGCUGAUGUGGCCAUCUUCUUAUCCAAACUUAUUCAGCAAAAUCAAAUUGAGACUUAGAUCUGGAGUCCUGCUGUAUGGCCCUCCUGGUUGUGGAAAAACACUUAUUGCAAAUUCUGUUGCCAAGAAUUGUCAGCUGAAUUUCAUUUCUGUAAAAGGCCCUGAACUGCUUUCCAAGUAUAUAGGAGCCAGUGAACAAGCUGUUAGAGAUGCCUUUGAAAGAGCAUCCAGUGCCAAACCCUGCAUCUUGUUUUUUGAUGAAUUUGAAUCCAUAGCUCCACGACGUGGCCAUGAUAGCACUGGUGUAACAGACAGAGUUGUGAACCAGUUAUUAACUCAAAUGGAUGGUGUAGAAGGACUCACUGGGGUUUACAUUUUAGCAGCCACAUCUAGACCAGACUUGAUAGAUCCAGCUCUUCUUCGACCAGGUCGCCUUGAUAAGUGUGUUUUUUGCCCUAUGCCUACUCUCUCAGACAGAGAAGAAAUUUUAAAAAUCCUCAGUGAAGCUGUUGAGCUCGGAGAAGAAAUUGACUGGACAGAAUUUGCAAAGGCUACUGAAAACUAUUCAGGAGCAGAUUUGCAAAGUCUUCUAGCUACAGCACAAAUUUUAGUGGCUCAAGAGGCUUUAGGAGAAGCCUUAUAUGAAGGAGUGAUACAGCCAGACAGGACACAAGAUCAUGAAAGAAAUCGAAUAAUUUUUUAUGAAGAAAACCCAGAGGAGCCACUAGGACCCUCUGUUGAAAAAGAAUUACAACAAAUUGUAUUAGAGAAGGAAAAAUGCAGAUAUAUUCAUGAUGAUGUUCAAGACAGUGAUGAAAAUAUAAAAUAUUCAGAAAGCAGUUUCCUUGGCAAAGUUAGUGAGGAACCAGAAAAACAGGCAUUUAAAGUUUACAGAAGGCAUCUUGAAAUUGCCCUCAAGGAAGUUAAGCCGUCUGUCACAGUUGUAGAAAGACAAAAAUAUGAGCAAUUAUAUUCAAGUUUUAGUAAGUCACGGGAAGGAAAUUUUGGGAAACACUCUCCAGGGAAGAGAGCUACAUUGGCAUGAAAUCAUUACUUCAAAUUUUUAUGUACAAUGAAGGGGACAAUUAAAGGCUUACUAUUGUUAUAA